Rotaria sordida is the source of this 1635-nucleotide messenger RNA. Lineage: Eukaryota; Metazoa; Rotifera; Eurotatoria; Philodinida; Philodinidae. The record is from the annotation of a GenBank genome assembly.
AUGAAGCUGCAAUCAACACCUAUACUUUUUACACUCAUAUUAAUAGCCAUUCAAGCGGUUGUCGAUCCUCAUCCAUUCAUCUGUGAAAAACGUCAGUCUUCUCUCUCAACUUCAUCAUCAAAGUAUGCUCAAACCGUUGUUGGCCGUGGUCCACGUGGUCCUCUAUCAGCUUCGUGGGAUAUCGGUGUUCAAAUCACACUAAAUAAUGUUUCACAAUGUCCAGUUGAUCUUCCACUAAAUGAAUCAAAAGCGAAAUGUAACACUGGUCUUGCAACUCUUAUGUUAACUAUUCAAAACACUACAGAUGCAAAGGAAAAUCGUAAAAAAGAUUUAGAUAUUGCACAACGUGAACGUGAACAAACUGGUUAUUUAGCUGAUGAAGAGAGGCAAGACAAUCGUUUAGCAGAAUAUUUAAAUGAUAUAUCUACAUUAAUGUUUUCAAAUCAAACAUUAGAUCCUCUAUUACGUGCAAAAACUAUGAGUGUUCUACGACAAGUAGAUGUGAAACGAAAACGUGAAAUAAUUCUAUUUCUAUAUGAAGCCAAAUUAAUUAGAACUGAUAUUAAUUCUGGAAUUCCAAUUAUUUCAUUAGAAGAUGUAAAUUUAGAUAAUGUUGAUUUUAAUGAUUUACGAUCACCAUAUACACAGCUUACAUCAAAUUUCUAUUAUCAUACACAUAUGGCUUUACGUGGUGUUUCCCUACGAAAUGCAUCGUUUCAAAGACGAACUCUCUAUCGAUCAGAUUUUGCACAAACUGAUUGUACACAUGCAGAUUUUAGUUCAGUAGAUUUAUUGGAUGUUGAUUUUAGUUAUGCAAAAUUAGUUGAAUGUAAUUUUGAAAAUGCACGUUUCGAUUCUACUAAUUUACAGAAUGCUAAUUUAUCACAGUCAAAUAUUACAGAUGAGCAGCUGGCUACGGCACUUACAUAUCAAGGUGCAAUCUUACCAAAUGGAACGGUAGCGAAAAAUAAAAAUCUAUUGAUUAAUGAUGAGUGUAUUAAUGAUCGUUGUAAAAAUUUAUCCGGAACAUAUUGGAUAGUUGAAAAUGGAAGUGUGGUAAUGCAACUAUUAAAUGAUAAUUGUUAUUUUGUUUCCUAUGAUUCAAAACUCUCUAGGAUACAUCAAAGAAUUGAUUUACAUGGUUAUCUUCCUUGGAUUCAUAGAAACCGUACUGUAUAUCUAUUUAAUUCAGAAUUAUCAACUAAUGGUACGGAGUUAGAGAAACAAACAAUAUGUCAACAAGCAGAUAAUCGUUUCUGCGAUGAAAAUUCAAAAAUGUGUAUAAAUGGAAUUUGUUCUUUUGACGAUGAACUCGAUACAACAAAUGGAAAAAAUAUUGAGAUUACAAAUGAAGAUGAAACAGAUCGUGAGAAUUUAAUAACAGCAUCACCAAUUCUGAAAUCAAAUGAAAAUAAAAAUGUUGAAGCCAUACUAGGUAGUUAUCAAAAGAGAAAAAAAGGCAUGUUUAAUCCACAAUGGCUACUUAGUCCUCAGUUCGCAUCAUUUUUACGAGAGUAUAAACCAGAUUCAGCUAAAGUUCUUUGUAUUGCCUCUAAUGAACAUUUUUCAGUACAGGACGGUGGAAAAAAUAACAUUGAUCGUCACAUAAAGUUGAAAGACACAACAACAACAUAA